Ophidiomyces ophidiicola is the source of this 2706-nucleotide messenger RNA. RefSeq names its product ATP-dependent DNA ligase Cdc17 (gene cdc17). Gene Ontology annotation, molecular function: DNA binding; DNA ligase (ATP) activity; ATP binding. Bases 1 to 2706 code for a protein of 901 amino acids. The transcript is spliced from 5 exons. The record is from RefSeq and is a predicted model, not a curated record. NCBI's taxonomy places the organism in Eukaryota, Fungi, Ascomycota, Eurotiomycetes, Onygenales, Onygenaceae. Gene Ontology annotation, cellular component: nucleus; mitochondrion. Gene Ontology annotation, biological process: lagging strand elongation; Okazaki fragment processing involved in mitotic DNA replication; DNA recombination.
AUGGCGCAUAAGAACUCUGCCAGACAAACCACGCUGGGAAAGUUCUUUGGUGGUGGAAAUGAUAACGCUUCUAAUCCAAAUAAGCAAUCCACUUUAUCAUUCUCGUCGCGGAGAGAGAAUGUCCCGCCUAAUAAUGAGGAAGAGUUGGAAGACACCCUCCCUGUGACACCAAAAAAGCGUAUCGCUACUAGGCCCAUAACGUCCCCUCCUGCAGCCCCAGGAAUUAGCUCAGUUGAUGAAGGCAUCAAAAUUGAAGAAGCAAGGCCCGAAAGUGCAUCUCCAAGUUCAGGUAGACUCAAACGGCAAAAGCACUCAGUAGACGAAGAAAGCGGUGGAGAUGAGAGUGAGCCUGUUACCAAAAGAGCUCGGAGUUCUAAAAGAGAUGUUGGAGAAAAGAUUAUUGCCGCUAACAGAGGCCAGAAACGACCACACAAGCAAAGCAGUAGUCCCAAAAUCUCUUCCAGCAAACCAUUAAAGCCAGAAAAACAGACAAAUGGUGCGGAAGUGGCAGAAAUUGAAUCAUUGACAUCCGAGAAGGAGGAUUUGCUCUCAGAAAGCAGUUCAGAAGAGCUAGAUAUGAAUACUGAAGAGAAAGAAACGAGAAAGAAGGCCAAAUCGAAGCAAAGGGAAAAAGUACAACUUACACUCAAAGGUGAUGAAAAGGAUCCAUACCCCGAUUGGACAGCCGGAGACCCUGUUCCAUAUGCGGCCCUUUGCACUACCUUUUCCUUAAUCGAAAUGACGACAAAGCGACUCGUCAUUCUUGCUCACUGCUCCUUAUUUCUGCGUCAGGUUUUACGGCUGACUCCUGGUGAUUUCCUUCCAACUGUUCAGCUAAUGAUUAACAAACUGGCUGCCGACUAUGCUGGCAUUGAACUUGGAAUCGGUGAAUCCCUAAUCAUGAAAUCCAUCGGCGAGUCUACUGGGCGUAGCCUUGCCGUUAUCAAAGCCGAUCAACAUGAGAUUGGUGAUUUGGGUCUGGUCGCUGCUAAGAGCAGGUCCAACCAGCCCACUAUGUUCAAACCGAAACCGUUGACUGUGCGUGGUGUUCACGAAAGUCUUUUGGCCAUCGCAAAGAUGCAGGGCCAUGGAUCCCAGGAUAAGAAAGUCGGAGGCAUCAAAAAGCUGUUAUCAGCCGCCGAUGCUGCCACCGCUGGAAAGGGUUCUAAGCCGAUAGACAUCACCAAAGAUAAGGGCGGACCAAGUGAAGCUAAAUAUAUUAUUCGAUUUUUAGAGGGAAAACUUCGAUUGGGGCUCGCUGAAAAAACUGCUCUCGUCGCUAUAGCCCACGCUAUGGUUAACCAUGAAAUUUCGCAGAAAGGCAACAAGAUUCCCAGCACAGAACAGCUGGCGAAAGGCGAAGCUAUUUUGAAACAAGUAUAUAGCGAGUUGCCCUCCUACGAAGUCAUUAUCCCAGCGAUGCUUGAGCACGGAAUAUUCAAUCUCCAAGAUAAUUGCAAAUUGCAACCUGGGGUUCCCUUAAAGCCUAUGUUGGCUAAACCCACUAAGUCUAUUUCUGAAGUUUUAAACCGUUUCGAGGGGAAAGACUUUACCUGUGAGUACAAAUAUGACGGUGAAAGAGCACAAAUACAUUUUGUCUCGAAGGACGCAAUAAAAGACUACGCCGUUACAACGACAACGUUGCAGAAGGAUGGUAACAGCCUCUGCGCGAUAUUUUCUCGAAAUUCCGAAGAUCUUUCCAAAAAGUAUCCAGAUGUUUUGGAGAAAUUGGAAUCUUGGGUUAAACCAGGAACAAAAAGUUUUGUUGUUGAUUGUGAAACAGUUGCUUGGGAUCUUGAAAACAAGAAAGUUCUCCCAUUUCAGCAAUUGAUGACUCGAAAGAGGAAAGAUGUGAAGGCUGAGGAUAUUAAGGUGAAGGUCUGCGUCUUUGCAUUCGACAUUCUAUUUUUGAAUGGAAAGCCUACUGUGAAGAAUACCUUCCGUGAGCGCCGCGCUCUUUUACAUGAUACUUUCAUUCCAACUGAAGGAGAAUUUGCUUUUGCACAGUACGACAAUACUAAUGAUCUGGAGGAAAUUCAAUCGUUACUAGAAGAGAGCGUAAAGUCAUCCUGCGAAGGCUUAAUGGUUAAAAUGCUUGAUACUGAGGAGAGUGGCUACGAACCCAGUAAACGCAGUCGUAACUGGCUCAAAGUCAAGAAGGACUAUCUUGCGGGAAUUGGAGAUUCACUCGAUCUUGUUGUCAUUGGCGCAUACUUUGGCAAGGGCAAACGUACAUCCGUCUACGGAGCUUUUCUUCUUGCUGCUUACAACCCCAUUACCGAAAAGUACGAAACAAUAUGCAAUAUUGGUACCGGAUUUUCUGAAGCUGUACUUGAUGAAGCCCAUCAAACACUCAGUCCUCUAGUAAUAUCCGAACCAAAACCAUUUUAUUCGCAUUCUGCCGUCCCCAAGGACCAGCCAGACGUCUGGUUUGAGCCUCGGCUUGUAUGGGAGGUCAAAGCCGCCGAUUUGACCAUCAGCCCCCGAUAUAGGUGUGCGAGCGAUGAAAUAAUGGGAACUGCGGGUACAGGAGCGGAUGGAAAGGGUGUCUCGCUGAGGUUUCCCAGAUACAUCAAAGCGAGAGAGGAUAAGAAGCCAGAGCAGGCUAGUACAACCAAAAUGGUGGCGGAGAUGUAUCGAAGGCAGGAGAGCGUAUCGAAAGAUGAUAAAUCCAAAGGGGGAGUGGAUGAUGAUUGGGAAUAUUAA